UCCAGCUCGAGCAGAUGGUGCAGUCCAGAAGAUUCAAAGUAAACCAGUUAGGAAACAAGUUCAGAGUGUGGGAUCCAUCAGGAGCCGGCCCUUGGCUGGGAAAUCUUUCUUCUUGGACCUUCCCAGGGGCAAGACCCUGGAGUUUCUGGAAAAGUCUGUGGAACGAUUUGGUGGGGUCGUGGAAAGUUUUCUCAGUAAAGAGGUGUCGUGCAUUGUCUCUAAUAACCCAGAGGCCAGGAAGGAGAAUUGGGGAAGAAAGCAAACUGCUGCUGUCUUAAGGAAUACCCAAGCUGGAACUCAGACCUCUGUGGGACUUGGAAAGGGUCACAGAGAUCCCUCACACAAGCCAGCAGAUGCCGUCCCGGUCACCCGUGGGAAGGCUCUCUUGCAGAAGGCUGUCGGGACUCAGAGUAACACCGGUGGCGGUGGCAGCAGAGUCCUUGCCAGUGCACGAUCCUGGGGCAUACAGAUUAUGCACAUGGAUGAUAUGUUCUCCUACUUCCAGUGGCUGGACUCCAAGGGGUGCCGUGCCCCAAGACAGGUUGGUGGAGGGGGCAGCUCUAGUCUGGGCAUCCUGAUGAAACCCCUUCCUUCCAGGUCGCAGGCCCGCACUCUGAAAGUGACGAGGCUCCAGCGGCCCUUCCUGAAAAUUGAAGAUGAGAGUAGAAGACUCUGCCCCUUCCUGCAGCAGUUCAAGAACUUCCCGGAACUGUGUUUCCCAGAGGGGAGAAGACACAGCAGCCCAUUUGACUCUCCACGAUCCCCGGCCAGCUCGAAAACACCAGAAGGCCAGCUGGCUCACAGCGGCAGUUCGUCUGACUGUUGUCUACUCCCAAAAAGGCAGAGAGGCUACUGUGAAUGUUGUGAAGAAACCUUUCUGGAACUGCAAAUGCACCUCCACAGCCCUCGCCAUCGGGCAUUUGUCCUGGACGCCUCCCACUAUGCUCCAGUGGACAAUCUCAUCUCCCAAAUGAACAACAUUUUUGCAGGACCCUCUUGCUCACCACUGCCGCUGAGGGUACCUCCGGCUAUUUCUGAUGACCGCUCUGGAUUUCGAGAGGACAUUUUGCAGAGCCUCCCGACAUCUUCUGGCCCACCUCCACGAUCCUGCCUGUCUGGUGAGAGCUCAGCUGGCUGCUCUGUCAGGUCAACCCCCACGGCUGAGGACCAAAGUCUCCCUGCGGAGAUGCUCAACACCCCGGCACUGCUACUCACCUCCCAGCCCCUAUCUGACCAGGCCGGUGGCAGCGGCAGCAGCAGUGGUGCUGAGCACCAUGGAAGAGGAGGAGCGGAUGCAGGUGCUCUGCUGAAGCCCGCAGCCUCCCUCAGAGCAGGAUCUUGGACUGCCCCGCAGCAAGCGAUCCGGGGGGACCCCGCUGCUCCCCUGCCCCCGCAGCCUCGUAAACGCAAACUGUCAUACAGCCCCUCUGGGCAGGUCAAGAAGAGGCCUGCGUUGACCAGACAGCUACUGCCAGAUGUGCACCCGGGCAUCCCUCCCGCUGGCCCAACAGAAGGCUCCUUUUCUCAAGAACGUGGCAGCCAGUCUGGUCCAGGAGGCCUCCAGCUCUCUGCAGUUCCAGCUGCCAAGCCCCAGCACUGCCUUCACGCCCCCACACAGCUCCCUCCGGAAGGCUCCGCUCGGCCCCCUCGAGACUGUGCUCUUACAGGUACCGGGCAGCAGCCGGAGCGGAAGGAAGGGGGUGCUGUCCUUCCCAGUGAGGAAGGGCGCACGCAGGCCCUGCACAAAUCCCCCAUUGCAGAUGCCAAACUCGUCGCGCCUGACAUUCCCUCGGCUACAUGCCCAUCCUCCCAGCUGCCUGACUCUGGGGCCCGGCCACGUUCUCCUGGCGUGGGCCCCUCUCAGUUCCUGGAGGCAGUUGGGCCAGAGUGGCCGGGCCUAGGCUUGCCUCCCCUGGUGUGCUCUGCGGAGCCCUCUUCCUCCGAGUCAGAGUGGGACAGGUCACUUCUGUGCGCCCUGGAAGGCACCUCCCGGGUCCCCUUCGAGCAUCCCAUCGACUCUGCGCUUCUGGGGACCCGCGUCAGGGUGCAAGACAGCGGCUACGAAUCCCACCUUUGUGCUGUGCUCUGGCAGACCCUGGAGCCUCGCGAGGCACGCCAGGGAGACUCAAGCGGUUGCCACGGCCACAAAGAGGUUCUGCGGACUCCCUUUGGUUCCCUGGACAGGCUGGGCCCUCUUUUCCGAAAUGAGCCCGCCCCACCCUUCUGACUGAUAUCCCCCCACGCACCCUUGCAACGGGGGGUGCUGCCAGUGGCCAGGGAGAGCACUCCACAGGACUCGGCUCUCUGUUCAGGCUGCCAAACAUGCUUCAAGGUCAGCCUGUGGGGGGGGGAGCCUUUGGGCGGCGUGGGGGAUACUUGUUGUAGCUGUAUUCAGGCUGCGUUCCUUCCCAGCAGUGGGCAAGAGAGGAAGCAGCCCUGCAGUCACACAACCCCUCCCCCAACCUCCUGCACUGCUCCCAGAAGAGGGGGGCGAAGGGCCAAGCCUGGGCCCAGUUUUCCUCCCACCACCUUCUCUGAUUUCUGGCCAGUGGCUUCUCUGGUGUUAUCUCUCUCACAGGAACGAAUGAAUUGUUUUUUAACAGGACUUUUUUUGAAAAUAAAUUUCCAAGACUGUCA
Heteronotia binoei (common prickly gecko) is the source of this 2637-nucleotide messenger RNA. RefSeq names its product DBF4 zinc finger B (gene DBF4B). Bases 473 to 2227 code for a protein of 584 amino acids. The record is from RefSeq and is a predicted model, not a curated record. Gene Ontology annotation, cellular component: Dbf4-dependent protein kinase complex; nucleus. Gene Ontology annotation, biological process: regulation of cell cycle phase transition; positive regulation of nuclear cell cycle DNA replication. Gene Ontology annotation, molecular function: protein serine/threonine kinase activator activity; zinc ion binding; nucleic acid binding. Lineage: Eukaryota; Metazoa; Chordata; Lepidosauria; Squamata; Gekkonidae. The transcript has 11 exons.